Molecule: messenger RNA, 1098 nt
Organism: Bipolaris oryzae ATCC 44560
Lineage: Eukaryota; Fungi; Ascomycota; Dothideomycetes; Pleosporales; Pleosporaceae
Exons: 2
Coding region: 1-1098 (365 amino acids)
Biological process (GO): ribosomal large subunit biogenesis
Cellular component (GO): preribosome, large subunit precursor
Source: RefSeq, a predicted model, not a curated record
AUGGUGCAUGACACUGGAGCCACUGGAGCCGCUGGAGGAGCUGAAUCAAAUGGAUCGCGGACGUCGUUUCCGUGUAAUACUUAUUCACUUUCUUUUGAGAGUAGUGGAUUGCAGCGAAGUCAUAUGAGGGGGGCGUGGCAUAUCUAUAACCUGCAACGAAAAAUAUCAGGCCAGCCAGCCCUUUCCGAAUCCGAAUUCGCAGACUUUGAAAAGGAGAACAAUGGCACUGGAAAAAGAAAAAAGACCCAACACACCAACGCCAGCCCCGAACCAAGUCAUCGAGAUUCAAGACCAGAAUCAUCCACCUCCUCUCCCGAUCCCCAAAAUCCCCCACUAAAACCAGACCUCUCGACCUGCCUCUUCUGCCCUCACACCUCCCCAACCCUCUCAGAAAACCUCUCCCACAUGUCCAUCACCCACUCCUUCUUCCUCCCCUCUACCUCGCCCUCCACCAGUACCUCUGCGGCAAUCGAACCCCUCCUCUCCUACCUCUCUUCUCUCGUAUAUGCACACCACGAAUGCAUAUACUGUGCGCGUGAAAAGAGGAGUGUGAAGAGUGUGCAGAGUCAUAUGCGGGAUAGGGGGCAUUGUAAGGUUGAAGGGGGUCUGUGGGGUGAAUUUUUCGCGUCGUCUGCCUCCUCUGAAGGAGAGGGAGAAGAAGAAGAAGAAGAAGAAGAAGAAGAAGGAGAAGAAGAUGCACAGACAUCAAGAAGAUUGAACGACAGAGAGAACGCAAGGAACAAGAAUGGCGGGAGGCGUGUGGCGCGUCGUCGAUCUUUGAAACAGCGGGAAGAACUAGACGCUGCUGUAUCGAGUGCGGAACAAGUAUCAUCGCUGGUGGUUUCGUCUCCCUCCUCCUCUGAGCUAGGCUCAGGUCCGCUUCUCCCGCCUACACCUGCACCGCCGAUAACAGGGCGCAACACCGAGCUCAGUUUAUCCGGGUUAUCGACCGCGCAACUUGUUAGUCUAGCGAGUCUAGACAAGAAGAUGCGACGGCAACAGGUUGUUGCGCAAAAGAAAGUGAACCAGCGGGCAUUGAGUCAGCCUGUCAAGGCGAUAUAUUACAAGACGGAGAAUCCGGUGUAUCAGGCUGGGUAA